UGAAAAUAUCCGCGACUUCAAAUAUUAAAAUACAAUUUUUCCGUUCAUCAUUCCCUGUAAAUAAUACUUUUUGUCAAUCAUCUAAUUUAAAAUAAUAUAAUUGUUGUAGGCUAUUGGCUAGGUUACUGACGUCAGAUCAUGGCGCGCUAUUCACAUGAACCAGACAAUGCCACUAAAUCGUGCAAGGCACGUGGCUCCAACCUCAGGGUACAUUUCAAGAACACCCGAGAAACAGCAAAGGCCAUUGGCAAGAUGCCAUUGAGGAGGGCCGUUCGAUACCUGAAGAAUGUCACAGACAAGAAGGAAUGUGUACCCUUCAGGAGGUUUAACGGUGGAGUUGGACGGUGUGCACAGGCUAAACAGUGGGGCACAACUCAGGGAAGGUGGCCCAAGAAGUCAGCUGAGUUUCUUCUUCAGCUGCUGAAGAAUGCUGAGUCAAACGCUGACUACAAGGGACUGGAUGUUGACCGUCUGGUCAUUGACCACAUCCAGGUUAACAGAGCACCUUGUCUGCGUCGUCGUACCUACCGUGCCCACGGUCGCAUCAACCCCUACAUGAGCUCACCUUGCCACAUUGAGGUGGUCCUCACAGAGAAGGAGGAGGUGGUUGCCAAGGCCGCUGAGGAAGAGCCUGCCAAGAAGAAGGUCUCCAAGAAGAAGUUGGCUCGCCAGAAGGAGAAGAUGAUGAGGGAUUAGACACUUAAUUGUGUUUUUUAAUAAAUGUUAUAAUUUAACUCA
This is a messenger RNA of Macrosteles quadrilineatus (aster leafhopper), 738 nucleotides long. It is a transcript of the gene RpL17, whose product is annotated as 60S ribosomal protein L17. The coding region runs from base 139 to 696 and encodes 185 amino acids. Gene Ontology annotation, cellular component: ribosome; cytosolic large ribosomal subunit. The transcript has 5 exons. NCBI's taxonomy places the organism in Eukaryota, Metazoa, Arthropoda, Insecta, Hemiptera, Cicadellidae. The record is from RefSeq and is a predicted model, not a curated record. Gene Ontology annotation, biological process: cytoplasmic translation. Gene Ontology annotation, molecular function: structural constituent of ribosome.